AUGAAACUAUCACGAACCGCCAGUGACAGCAGCAGCAGCAGCAAACGUGCUCAUGUGGACGAAGUUCCAUUCCCUGAUUUCUUCCAGCAAAUCUUGGUUGAUCUAGACAACCAGAUCGAGAUGGAAAGGGCUCAAGCGCAGCUCGAAUAUGCGCCUAAUUCAGAAUUCGGUUCAACCACCCAAAACGUUCAAGGAGGCGACGGUAGCGUUCAAACGGCGCCCGCCACACAGGACACUCAGUCUUUAGAGGAGGAGGAGACCAACCUGCCUGACCCGUUUGAGGAGGAGAUCAACCUACCUGAGUGGUUUGAGGAUCUACUUGAUUUUGGCAAUGAGUUGCUCAAACCAUGGAGUCAGAGCGGAGAAGGUAUAUCACACGGCGUAGGCCGUGUUCCUAGAGCGGUGGUUGCGGGGGCGGGACUCGGGCGCACCGAACCGCAAAGACACGCCGCGCCUUGCGUAGCCCCUAUAAGGGCUUCGCGGGAGGCGGAUGCAGAACACGCACCAGCUCCUCCUCCAGCGCUGUCGCAACCGUUUGGCUGCGCAGCCCGUCCGCCAUCGCCACAGCCUGGCCCUUCAAACCGGCUGUCACCCCCUCCUCCUCUAGAAGCAGCAGCUCACCGCCGCCGCCCACGCAAGCGGCCGCGAGGCCGGCAACUGGUGCAACCCCCUACCAAGCGUCAGCGGCUGCGCGUGUCUGUCGAUUUCGACGGAGACCGCGAGAUCGGCAUCCGCGCCUAA
Schistocerca serialis cubense is the source of this 741-nucleotide messenger RNA. RefSeq lists its product as uncharacterized. The transcript is spliced from 5 exons. The record is from RefSeq and is a predicted model, not a curated record. Lineage: Eukaryota; Metazoa; Arthropoda; Insecta; Orthoptera; Acrididae. The coding region runs from base 1 to 741 and encodes 246 amino acids.